Dermochelys coriacea (leatherback sea turtle) is the source of this 3739-nucleotide messenger RNA. It is a transcript of the gene VPS26C, whose product is annotated as VPS26 endosomal protein sorting factor C. The coding region runs from base 319 to 843 and encodes 174 amino acids. Gene Ontology annotation, cellular component: endosome. The record is from RefSeq and is a predicted model, not a curated record. The transcript is spliced from 5 exons. Lineage: Eukaryota; Metazoa; Chordata; Testudines; Dermochelyidae. Gene Ontology annotation, biological process: intracellular protein transport.
CGUUAAGGUUCAGUUUAUAAAGAGCUGAUAAAUGAUUAAUAGAUGUUUAUAGGGUUGUUAGAUUGAUAUAGAUGGUUAUAAGCAACCUGUUGGACUCUACAGCACAUUAUAACCAUUAAUUAACAAUUUAUUGAAGAAUAUAUAAGUAGCCUACUGACCUGUUAAUAAACUACUUAUAAAUGGAAUGUUAAUAUAAAUAGCCAGUGAGACUUUGUAUUUAUAGAAUGAUUUCUCUCUGUCCAUGCUGGAGAUGGAAGAAAGCUUUGAUAAGACUCUUCUAUCCCCCACUCUUUCUCACAGUAUACCCUUCGAUGUGAUAUGCGACGUUCUCUACUGGCCAAGGACCUGACUAAGACUUGUGAAUUCAUUGUCCAUGCACCACCUCAGAAAGGGAAGUUGAUGCCAAGCCCAGUGGACUUCACAAUUACACCUGAAACCUUACAGAAUGUUAAAGAGAGAACCUCGCUCCCAAAAUUUCUCAUCAAAGGUCAUCUCAACUCGACUAACUGCAUCAUUACACAACCACUAACUGGGGAGUUGGUGGUGGAGAAUGCAGAAGCUGCAGUUAAAAGUAUUGAGCUACAGUUAGUACGUGUGGAAACCUGUGGUUGUGCUGAAGGUUAUGCUAGAGAUGCUACAGAGAUUCAGAAUAUUCAGAUUGCUGAUGGGGAUGUCUGCAGAAGUUUGUCUAUUCCAAUAUACAUGGUAUUCCCCAGGUUGUUCACUUGCCCUACGUUGGAAACUACAAAUUUCAAAGUUGAGUUUGAAGUUAACAUUGUUGUCCUCCUGCAUGAUGAUCACCUCAUCACAGAGAAUUUCCCACUGAAGCUCUGCAGGGUGUGAAUAUCCAGAGGAGAAUUGCUAAUGGAGGAACAAGGAAAUUCUUCAGCUACCAAUUGGAAAUUCAGUUCAUGUCUUCAAGCUUAUUUUAAUUGAAGGACUAAAACAUUUGCUCAUCCCACUAUUGACUUCUGUGUUGGAAGGGAAUGCAUUUCUCUGUAACUCUUACCAAACAUUUUGUCUAUCUUCUGAUAUUAUUAGUGAAUGCGCUUUUCUGCUGAGACUCCUGCCAGGUAUUUCUUUGAAUUCAACAGCCAUGCCUCCCUUUCUCUAUUUUUUUUUUCUUAAGAACUCUUAAGGGAUGUAUUUUGCACAUUCCUGUCAUGUGCACAACACCCAGUAAGUUUCUAUGAUUAAUUCAUAAUUUAACACUUGUGCUAACGCUUUAAAUGUUUCUUUUAUAAGGAUCCUUAUAUCUAAACAGCUAACAGGCCCUGCUAUGUAUUGGUCCUUGAAGGAGAGACUGUGAGAUUAGAUGUUUCCUAAGCCUCAUCAUCCUAUGGAUGCUGGAAGACCUAAUGUUCAGGAAAUGUUUUAUUGAAUGGUGCUACAGAAUUGGAACACAGUGUUAUUGGAUCAGCAUCACACAAAGAAUAUGAAGUGAAAGGAAACUAAGUAUGUUUGUUUCAGUUAGAUUAGGAAAUGAAUCUAUUAAUCGGGGGAACAACCUCAGAGCAAAAGCUUUUUGUUGUAACAAAGUUGAUAAAACUAUCACACUCUAGUUAACUUGGUCAGUUACUUGCAUAAGUUCUAAUGCAGUGCGAGGACCAACCUGUCAAGAGGUUCUAGCUUGCAGUUGUGCCAGACCUCCUGCGCUUGAUUAGCCAUUCCAUGUUAAUUUCUUUUCCCCUGACUAGUGAAUUCUUUACCUACUAUCUAGUUGUGGUGCGAAAAUGUGGGUCCUUGCUUUGCUCUUGUGGCCACAAGAGCAAUUGGAUGAAAGCUGCUGUCACUAUGCUUGGCUGCUAUAUUGUAGACUAGCUUCUACCUUGCAAUAAAGUCAGGCACAGGAAGAAUACUUUACUAUAGACUGCAUAAACAUAUUUAUGUUUUGGCCACCCCGGUUAAUCUUUUGCAUGCAAUAUGGUAUUAUAUGGGUAAUUAACUUUAACUUUAUCUGAGCCAGUUACUAGUUGCUUCCCCUUUCAUUGGAAGGGUUAGUUGACAUUUGCUGAAUAUGUCAACACAUAACUAUGUUGGGGUUGGGGGUAGGGGAAAUGCAACAGGCAGAAAUGAUUUUUUUUUAAAUUAUUUAUUUAUUUUUUUACUAUUUUCUGAUAAAAGCCCUCCAUUGCCUUUUUAGUUAGCACAUCUUUAUUGGGUAGACACCCUUAAGCUGCCACAGCAGGAACUAGACCAGGAGACAGUCUUGUUUUGGGGAGGCGGUGUAGGAAGAAUUGUGUUUUUGAUAAUGUAAGAAAAAGUACGUAUAAAGGCAAAGUGUGCUUUUUCUGAAUGUACAUUUGCAAAUGAAACAGUCAGGGAGGGGGAGGAGGAAGAGGCACUGCAAAGCAAAAUGAGCAGGCAUCUAAAAUGUUAACUCAAUCUUGAAGUAAAGACACUUGACAAAACAUCUGAUUUUGGCUUUACACCUCCCUUCAUCCAACAGAAAAAUACUAAAUUUUCCAGCUGGCUAUUCAGGCCUCUGCUCUGGCUAAUGGCAAAAUCCUUGUUCAGCAGUUUCCAUGUUUUAGGAAUAAAAACCUGAACUUCUAAAAAUCUAGUUUUAACAACUUGCAGUAUCAGCACAACAUUUUGGCAUUAAAUAGUUCAAAAUCCUCUCCUUAACCACUGCAAAAACAAUGUUUGCGUGUGAUCUGGAAAUAUUAUCACAGGAUCAUUUGGGGGGAAAUGAUGUCUGUGUCUUUCAAAGAGGCGGGAUGAUACUAGACUGCUAGCUAUUGGCCAGUACCAAAAUGGCCAUGUGAAUUUACAGAUUUUUAGGGAUCUUUUGUAAGCAUGUAAUGAACAUCUAAUAGAAACAAUAUAUAAAUAACACUAUUAUGAAUCCUGCAUUUAGUUUAGGGAGUACUGACAUUUUCACAGCAGGAACAGUUGACCUUCACCCUCCAGCACAGAACUACACCAACCUAGAUCAUCCCACUGAAGUUCUUUUUCAGAUGUGACACCUACUGGCGUGUGUGAGACAAACUAUGAAGAUUAUUCUGGAUCUACUGGAGAUGGGAGCAUGUUAAAGCUCCCAGUUAAUCUCGCUACAUGGAUGAUACUCUUUCAGCUAGGAAUAUCAGUGUAAUAGAAGAAACACUAUUUUCCUUAGGGAAUAGAGAGCACAUAUGUCCUCUCCUUCCAUUUACUAAGCCAUUUGGCUGAAAAGAUGCGGGGGGGGGGGGGGAAGCUUGUCCUACAAAAACUAAGCUAUGAUUAGCAGGAAGUCAUGUGUAUAUAAUCUCCCUUGUGCUUCACUGUACGUCUGUUUCUUUAUUGUUCAGGUAUGAAAGACUCUAGCUGGGUUCUUCGAACACAGUGGUCCAGAUAUUUUGUACUGUUUACAGCAUAAACAAUAGAUUUUUGCCCUCAUGUUGAGAGUGGAUAGAUGGUAAUUGGGGGUCCCAGAACCUUAAAUUAUCAGGUGGUUUUUUUUUUUAAGACAUUGUUUUUCCACUCUGCUGAAUUAGGGAUUGGUGGAAGCCCAAAGACUCUCAUCUGUACUUUAUUUACAUUUUUCAUAGUCUUUUUUCACCACUACAGAGGGGUUUGGGGCUUUUUGACAGAUUAACCUUUACCAUGAAUUAAAGUUGAAGACUCUGCUCAUCUAUAUUCAAAUGUUAGCAGAGCUGGUCAAAUUCCAAGGCGCAACUUAAAAUGUGACCUGCAGUAGAGUGACAGUUUCUUUACUUCUAGCAGCAUUAAAACUGGUAAGUAAGAAGCAUCCAGAAAA